Messenger RNA from Linnemannia hyalina, 1272 nucleotides. NCBI's taxonomy places the organism in Eukaryota, Fungi, Mortierellomycota, Mortierellomycetes, Mortierellales, Mortierellaceae. The record is from the annotation of a GenBank genome assembly.
AUGGUCGACGCACAAACAAUCACCGACAACGAGCGCUGGGCUGGCGUCUACAAACUUCUCGACCGCAACAGUCUUAUCCACCCCGAGUUCGAGCCCCAGGAGGAGAUCAAGGAGUUCAUUCAGAGCUGCAAGAUUCUCGUCAUUGGUGCCGGUGGUCUUGGCUGCGAAAUCCUCAAGAACCUUGCCCUAUCGGGCUUUUGCGACAUUCACGUCAUCGACAUGGACACCAUCGACGUUUCGAACCUGAACCGUCAGUUUUUGUUCAGACGCGCUGAUGUGGGCAAACCCAAGGCAGUUACCGCUGCAGCCUUUAUCAACAAGCGCGUCCAGGGCGUUACCGUCACACCACAUUACUGCAAGAUUCAGGACAAGGACGAGGACUUUUAUUCAGAAUUUGCCCUUGUCAUCUGCGGCUUGGACUCGAUUGAGGCUCGUCGCUGGAUGAACGCUACUUUGGUCGGUAUGCGUGACGAAGACAACCCCGACUCUCUCAAGCCCUUGAUUGACGGAGGCACCGAAGGAUUCAAGGGUCAGGCCCGUGUAAUCCUCCCCGGAAUCACGUCCUGCUACGAGUGCUCGAUGGAUAUGUUGAGCAAGCCCACUGGAUUCCCUUUGUGCACCAUUGCCAACACACCUCGUUUGCCCGAGCACUGCAUUGAGUGGGCACAUAUCCUUGAAUGGCCCAACGUGCAUGGUGAGCGCAAGAUGGAUACCGAUGAUCCCAAAGAUAUCCAGUGGCUCUAUGAGACUGCUCUCGCCCGCGCGAGGCAGUACAACAUCCAGGGAGUCACCUACAGCUUGACACAGGGCGUCGUCAAGAACAUUAUCCCCGCCAUUGCCGCCACCAACGCCAUCAUUGCCGCAUCGUGCUGUAACGAAGCGCUCAAGAUUGCGACGACAUGCGCCAAGAACUUGAACAACUACAUGAUGUACAGCGGCAACGACAGUGUUUACACUUACACCUUUGAACAUCAGCGAAAGGAUGACUGCCCCGUUUGCAGUACCUCUGCCACCAAGCUCGACUUCAAGGGUGAUAAGACUCUCGAAGAGUUGAUGGACUACCUCAAGGAGAAGCCUGACGUUCAAUUGAAGAAGCCCAGUUUCGCUGUUGGAGGCAAGCCCCUGUACAUGCAGGCACCCAAGCAGCUGGAGGAAGCGAUGCGCCCCAACCUCCAGAAGCCCCUGAGCGAGCUGUUCUCGAGCGGGGACGAGCUGACCAUCACCGACUCGACCCUCCCCUUCAGCUUGCAGAUCAUCGUGACCUUUAUCUGA